AUGCCUUCGUCAAAGUCGUUUUACGUUGACUCCCUGCUGACCAAGUCAUCGAAACAGUCCAGGGAUCGUUCGAAAUCCCGAAGUUCAGCCGCCGCGGCCGCAGUUUCCAGCUGGCUGACGCCCAUGCUGCCGCCAUCCGCAGUCUUGGCGCACCACCAUCAGCAGCACAUGUUCUGCCGGAGGCCCAUGUCACUCGCUGGUUCGUCGCCACCGCUGAUGCCGCCUCCCACUCCGUCGUGGUUCCCGUGUUGUGCGCUGUGCGUGCGCGGGUCCCAGGCCAGUUCGCUUGCAGGAGGCGCCGCGUUGCUCUUGUCUGGUUCACCCUUGCAGAAAGAAGCCAUAGAAUACCAGGCGAGCGUCUUCCAGCAGCAACAUCGUCACCAUGGCUUCGAGCACUACACGUCUGCCGCUGUCGCUGUGGCAGCGGCGACGGUUGCCGGAGAUACCGCCGAAGAAAGACACAAGUCGGCGCGGCCGAGCUGCGGUGGUUCAACCUCACCGGUGCUUGGAGUGACAGGCGGACAUGUCAAAACGGAGAAAGGUUCGUCUCCGAACGGCGUCAGCAGCGGCUCCUCGGCUGCGGGCGAUGACAACUCCAGCGGCGUCGGCAAGCGGGUUCGCACGGCAUUCACGAGUACCCAGCUGCUGGAACUGGAGCGCGAGUUCACCUCCAACAUGUACCUGUCGCGACUGCGGCGCAUCGAGAUCGCCACCUACCUGAAGCUGUCCGAGAAGCAGGUCAAGAUCUGGUUCCAGAACAGGCGCGUCAAGUACAAGAAGGAGAGCAGCCACGGACGCCGGCAGCUGCCGCCCAAUCACCAGUGCCGGUGCAGUGCCGCGCUGCGCUUUGCCAGGGGACGGGACGUGUCGCCUUCGACCAAGUGCGAGGCCGCGGCGAAGGACACCGUGUCGUCGACACCGCCGGGAGACAGCGACGAUGACGGUGAACUGAACGUGUGCAGCUCGUCGCAGGACUCGGCCGACGCUUGUGCACACGCGAUGAACACGGACUGCGAGGAGAGCGACGGUUGA
Rhipicephalus microplus (southern cattle tick) is the source of this 1032-nucleotide messenger RNA. RefSeq lists its product as uncharacterized. Gene Ontology annotation, cellular component: nucleus. Lineage: Eukaryota; Metazoa; Arthropoda; Arachnida; Ixodida; Ixodidae. The record is from RefSeq and is a predicted model, not a curated record. Gene Ontology annotation, molecular function: RNA polymerase II cis-regulatory region sequence-specific DNA binding; DNA-binding transcription factor activity, RNA polymerase II-specific. Gene Ontology annotation, biological process: regulation of transcription by RNA polymerase II.